UCGGUUCGGGUUCGAAGAGCUGGUGCUCAUAUUCGCGAUUUCGGCUGGCUUCGCGUGCUAAUUACUCGUCCGGAGUGCCGAAAGUGAUUAUCGCAUGCUGGUGCGACAGGAUAUUCAUCGAUACUCGCGUACUCGCUCAUCUGGGCGAUCGCGGACCAUCAUCAGUGGGUGGUGCGGAGUGUUCGAAAGUUCUAACGGUUUUCUGUAAUGGCCGACUUGCAGCCGUCGCGGGAAGACGAUCUGAAUCGCAGCGUCGAUGGAUGGGAGGAAUUGCUACAUUCCCGGAUCCCACAUCGUGUUGUGUGUCAACCGCACGAAAUUGCGACGGUCCUGAAUCCCGCGUUGCGUUGUGUCAACCGUUCGAAGUCGUCGAUGAGAGAGACACCACCGUCGGCCGAGCUCCAGACAGUCCAGAGAAAUAUGUUCUUCUGGAUGACCGAAUAACCGGUGGGACAAGAAAGAACGAAAAUUCGAAGAUGAAUUGGCCACUGGUGCUGACUUGCUUUUUGCUGCCGCAGUCGUGCAUUCUCGGCGCAUCGCGUGCAGGUUGCACGUUUCCAGAGGAGUGGUACGGCCGGUGGUUCCAAUCGGGGAACCAGGGCCUGGUGACCGUGAACGGCUCCAUCAUCACCAGCAAGGGCCAGUGCAUCGAGAAAAAUGGCGACAAGUUCCUCGUUCACGACGCGAAGGAUAAAUGCUACCGAUGCAUCGUGAUGCACGCGCAACACACGAACGUGCUGCAGUACAAAGAAACUUAUUGCACGAGCGAGUCGCCGGAGCCGAGUCUGCUGGGCAAGUGCAGCCUGUUGACCAGCGACGCCACUCUGAUCUCCCUGUUUCGCACCGGUGCGGCGCCGCUGCCCUGUCCCAUUAAGGGUCCCUUGGAGUUCACCUACAGCCAGGGCGAGGGCGAGUGCAAUUCGCCGCGGUCACGGGCGGAAGCGUGCACGCAAGAGUCGCGGCUGCUCCUGCGCUAUCAGGCGUGCGCCAACGUUCAUUCGUCUGAAAGCGUCGACGUAGAAUUGGAGUGUCUGGCUCAUUGGAGGGAGGGCAGCACAAAUUACAUGGUCGCGCGUUUGCACAGCGAUCGCAAAACAAACGACGAGGAGAGCUAUAGAUGCUUUAUUUACACAAAUCCAUCGAACAACACGUGGUACCUCGCGCAGAGCUCGGACGCCGCCUGCAACGGAUUGAUCAGCGUCCACGAGGCUGCCAGGACAUUCAAGAUGACGCCAAAGGAGCCACCGCAGCAUUGCUCCUAUCCGUCCUGGGUGGUGGCCGGUAAAUCGUGGGUGGCUUUGGACCGAAUGGCUUCCCGUCUCCUGGCGUCGCCUUACAACAUCACGAUCCUCGACCGGAACGAGACCCGCCUUGUUUGCCAUUCCGCUGUCACCAUUGAUGAUCAUCGUCAUCACCAUUCCAUGCCGAUCGAUAGGGAGAACCAACGGCAGUUCGUCGCGAAGGCGACGCGAGAUUGCAAGAACGGAUACGUGUGCAUCAUGUUCCACAGGAGGGACGAGCACGUAAUAGAGAUGCAACUCUCGGAAUGGGGCCAGCAGCCUGACGAUAUAUGCAAUUCGAGCACGUUCAACUCGCACUCGACGCCGUACACGACGUUCAUCACAUCCGACCCGAUGACCCGGCAGUGCCCUAAUCUCGGCCGCUACGACAUCGUGUCGUUGUUCCGGCCGCCGAACGCCGACAACGUCGAAGACAUAUUGGCCGUCGACGGCGAGCAGAACGUCGCGAACGUGGCGGAGGUGCACGACGUGAGAGUACCCUCCACGCCAUUCCCGAGGCAGUGCCACCACGGCAGCGUUCGCAGGCUGGACAUCGGCUGCAGGACACCCGAUCGCAUGGAGUUCGCCACGUCCUGCAGCGACGAGGCGUUAUCCGAGUACUUAUGCCACGGAACUUGGGUUGAGAACGACACCGCUUACUUGGUGGCCAGCACCGACGUCGGACGUUACUGCCUCGUUUACAGCGCGUCCGCCGCGACGACAGGAAGUCGUGAACUCUCGGUGACGGGCCAUCUCGCUUCCUGUCCGAGGGCCUCUCAUCGCCAUCCAGUCUCGUGGCAGGUUAACCUCACGUCGUACGCCCAAUGCGGCGACAUCUCGUCGGCGACCACGUGGGCGCUCCGGAUGCCGGCGUCCCUCUUCAACAUCGUCUUCAUCGGCGCGCUCUUCGCCAGGUACAUCGCGAGGUGAUGGCACUGAGUCGAGACGCGCCACGCACCGGCUGCGACUGUAUAGUUGAAAAGAAAAGGAAAAAAAAAGAUAACCAAAGACUCUUAUUGCGAUAUUGCGUUUGUGGUGAUUAUACAUAACGUUCUGGGAUUUGCUGGU
Molecule: messenger RNA, 2348 nt
Organism: Dinoponera quadriceps
Lineage: Eukaryota; Metazoa; Arthropoda; Insecta; Hymenoptera; Formicidae
Exons: 13
Coding region: 261-2210 (649 amino acids)
Source: RefSeq, a predicted model, not a curated record